Messenger RNA from Megalobrama amblycephala (Wuchang bream), 3830 nucleotides. Its product is annotated as solute carrier family 45 member 3. Gene Ontology annotation, biological process: transmembrane transport. The coding region runs from base 1481 to 3124 and encodes 547 amino acids. Lineage: Eukaryota; Metazoa; Chordata; Actinopteri; Cypriniformes; Xenocyprididae. The record is from RefSeq and is a predicted model, not a curated record. Gene Ontology annotation, molecular function: sucrose:proton symporter activity. The transcript has 6 exons. Gene Ontology annotation, cellular component: membrane.
AAAAACACUGAUUCAUUCAGGAACAUAACAAGUGAUUUCUUUAUGAGUGAGUCAUUCAAUCAACUCAACUUUAUUCAAAAUUGAUUCAUUUAGGAACAAAACACUGCUACUGUGUGCUACAACAAUGAUGGAGUAACAAAAUAACUGUAGCUAAAAUGUAGUUACUUAACACCAGACUUAAUGUUUACCGAAUUAUUGUAUAAAAACAGUAUCAGACUUAAUUAAUUAAUGUUUAAUUAUGAGUUUAACCAAUUAAAAACAGACCAUAUCAGAAGUAUAGGAGAUGGUGGGAUAAUUCAACCCAUCUACAUCAGAAAAGGCAAUUAACUAUGAUUUAGAGGAAACGGGCAUUAAUGUGCCUCUCUUUUGUAGUAGUUAUAGAAAAGUCAUCAAUAAGGAUGACCUUGAGGGCCAGUUCUAGAGAGAGGAGGGGGAGUUGUCAUGGGACGGGUGAAAAGCAGGGGGUUGUCUAGUCAUUAUGACAGCAGGGUGGACGUCCUACAGAGAUGGACUUGGAUAGACCCCUGAUAGGCUUCUUUCAGGAAUGGGUGUGAAAUGGUUGCGUCUGUGGAGCAGCCCCAUUUUGGCAUAUGCUUUGUGCUGAAGUAUUGCGGUUGUUUUUCUAUGACCAUCCAUUAAUAGACCAUAUGAUGAGAUCGUUUUUUAGAUAUUUCACAAAUUCACACAAUCUUGAGCAUUAAUGCAGCACUUUCGUUGGUGCAAGACUUUAGGACUCCACUAUAUUUAGAUUAAACAUACUUUCAUGCUUUAUUUUUUUGAACACUUAAAAUAAGUCCACUAUGAGGCAUAAUGAAAUGCAGAAUGCAAAUUAUAUUUUUUUGGUUUGUUUUGGUCUCUUGACUACAGUCCUAUUUAAAAACCUGUUUAAUGAAGCUGUUUAAUGCAAAAUGAACUUGUAUAUUUGAAUCAUUUCAGCAAAGUUGCUUAUAGAUUCUUCAAAUGGAGAUGAUAUGCUUUCUAUCUGCCAACGUUGAGCAGAUGGCUCACAUGGAUGGAGGAAUGUAACACCAAAUAUGAAUUUAGCACCUGGUUGUUUUUCAUCCUCCUGAAAGGUGGCGGCUGCUCUGAGUGUUCUCACACAUGUCUCAUAAUCAGAUGGCAGGGUGACAGUCAGCUCUCAGAACCAGAGACGCAGAACUCGCUCAUGGUUUAAUAUCUGAGCUCCGGAAGAGCUUGAUGUAAUCAAGAGAGAGUUUCAGCACUUUAAACAUUAUCGAGAGCAACUUGGAAGCAAAUCAAGUUACCUGAAGUGCUUAGAGAGAAAUCAAGAAUGCUGAAGACACAAUGGAUCCCCUAGUUCAUCUGAGCCCGCUGAGAGUCCGCAUCUCUGCUCUCCCUCACCCCACGCGCCCGCCUCGUCCCUGGGCACCCAACCCUGCUCCUUUCGCCUUCUCCAGGAAGCGUCAGUAGAGUUUUGACACCGACACACGGGAGUAAGGUGAACCCUUCCUGUGUAAAUAUGACUGGAUGGAGGUCUCAGUGGCGUCUGGUCCUGCUGAACUCGCUGACAUGUGGCCUGGAGAUCUGCGUGGCAGCUGGGAUCACCUACGUGCCGCCUCUGCUGCUGGAAGCUGGCGUGGAGGAACAGUACAUGACGAUGGUUUUAGGUAUUGGACCUGUUCUGGGACUUCUCUUCAUCCCCCUGAUUGGCUCAGCCAGCGAUCACUGCAACAGUAGCUACGGCCGACGUCGACCCUUCAUAUGGCUGCUGUCCUUGGGAGUUCUCCUAGCCCUUUUGAUCAUACCACAUGCUGACGUGUUGGCCGCCAACCUGAGCUGGGGCAGUACCCGCCGCAACCAGGCUCUCCAGGUGGGCCUGCUCAUCCUAGGCGUGGGCCUUUUAGACUUCUGCGGGCAGGUGUGCUUUACACCACUGGAGGCUUUACUCUCAGACCUCUACCGCGAACGGGAUGACUGUGGACAGGCUUUUGCCAUGUUCUCCUUCAUGGUUAGCCUUGGAGGUUGUGUGGGCUACCUGCUACCCGCCCUGGACUGGAGCGGUGGGCUCCUGUCCUUCUAUCUGGGUGGUCAGGCUGAGUGCUUGUUCUCUCUCCUCAUCCUCAUCUUCGUGGUCAGCGUGUUGGUCACCAUGAAAGUGUCCGAGGAACCCUCGUCCACCUUAGAACCAGGGCCAUCGGAGUCCGGUCGGUGUUUUCCGCGCUCAUGCUGCUAUCUAUUUCAGUGUAAGCUGCGGGCUCUGAAAUCCGGCCCGCUCAUGUGCCUGCUGAGGACUUGCUGGUCCAUGACACCGGCCAUUUAUCGCAGCUACUGCCAUGUGCCGCAUGUCAUGCGACAGCUGUGUUUGGCGCAGCUCUGCAGCUGGAUGGGUGUCAUGUCCUUCAUGCUCUUCUACACAGAUUUUGUCGGUGAGGGCCUGUAUGAAGGAGUUCCCAGCGCUGCUCCGGGUACCGACCUCAGGCAACGCUAUGAUGAAGGUAUCCGUAUGGGCAGCCUGGGUCUGUUCCUGCAGUGCGCUACCUCAACCUUCUUCUCGCUGGUCAUGAGCAGGCUGGUGCAUCUCUUCGGGUCCAGGACGGUCUAUUUGAGCAGUAUGGUGUGUUUCACCGUCUCUGCACUGGUCAUCUGCUUGUCCAAGAGCGUGCUAUUGGUCACAGCUAUGUCGGCCCUCACUGGCUUUGCCUAUGCAACUCUGCAGACACUGCCUUACACUCUUACCUGCCAUUACCACAAAGAGAAAGAGGUGUACAUGCAAAACAGCAAAACCAAAAAAACGCACACAAAUGGAUUUACCAUCACAAGGGAUUCUGUUUGUCUGACACUAGACAAUGGCCCUGGAGAUCUCAACCACAAGAGUGGUGUUUCCAACGGGCAUGCUCAUUACAAUAAAGAUAAUUAUCCACCUCUGCACAAUCAGAAUGGUCUGGAAUCAGAGGAUUUUGAGAAACGUGGUGUGGGACUAGACUUUGCCAUUCUGGAUAGCACCUUCCUUCUGUCUCAGGUCUUCCCUACCCUCUUCAUGGGCAUGAUCGUCCAGUUCACAAAGUCCGUCACUGCGUACAUCGCCUCCUCUGCCAUAUUUGGCGCCAUUGGCAUCUAUUUUGCCACCCACAUCAUCUUUGACCAAAAGGACCUCAGAAGCUGAAGAAGUGGUCAUGUUUGCUUUGAGGAUAAAUUGUGCUUUCUCAGAUCUCUAUGGGACCAAUGGACACAUCAAACUGGACUUGAUGUAAUUCCUGUUGUGUUUUAAAGACUUUUUGUAAAGAACUAUUUUAUUGUAUAUAUAUUUUUAUAUUGAUAAUAUAUACAUAUAUUUAUAUCCCUAUGGGAAUUUUUAUGCAACCUGUUUUGGCGAGGUCUGUAUUUAUGUAGUAUUCUAACCUCGUUUGACUUGUUUGUCAAACAAAUGUGGCUUAAUUUUUUUUUAACUUGAAAUAUUGGUCAGUAACCAAGACUAAUAGCACAGUAUAUUCAUGUAUAAAUCUCAGUCUGGUGUUCAAAAUGACAAUCUGGGAUGCUUUUCUACAGGUGACUUAACACACAGGCCUAAGCUAUAUCAUGUGUUGCAAACCAUCAUUAACAAUAUGUAAAUGACAUUUCUAUGGUGUGACUGAGUUACAGUAGGUUACUUUUACAAAACUGUAACAGUUUCAUGUACUAUUUAAGUUAUGCAUCUGUAGGUACACUCGCCGUUGGCCAGAGAGUGUGUAUGUGGAGCUUUAUUUGUAUGAGUGUAAUGGGGUGUGACAUUUUUAAAAGUAAGAUUCUCAGGAUGGAUGUGUCGUCCAGUUGAAAAAUCAUCUGUUCAAUCACAGCACAAUGAAAUAAUAAAAAAGGUACUGAUAUUUUAA